AGAGAGGCCCGGAUGGAGGACGCGGAAACGCGCCGUUGCCAUGGCAUCCCAAUCCUGGCCGCCGCGGGAGCGAGUGCUGGGGUCUCUGUCGCCUCGCUGUCAGAGCUCAGAAGCAGGAGGCGAGGACUCCCGCGGCCACCUCUGUGACCCCAUUCGCUGCGCCUCACCCAGUUACAGGAAUAGGAUUACUUUUCAGAUUUCAUGCAGCUGCCUUUACUGCUCAGUUACUUCACUAUGGCUUUUCUCUUUAAGCAUUAUUCUUUAACAAGCAGAAAAUGAAUGAAAAUAAAGAUACGGAAUCAAAAGACAAUGGAGAAUAUGAAGAUGAUUUUGAAAAGGACCUGGAGUGGCUAAUCAAUGAAAAAGAAAAGAGUGAUACCAACAUAAUAGAGAUGGUUUGCAAGAAAGAAGAGAAUGUUAACGAGGAAGCAAAAGAGAAUGAAACAGAAGUAGAACACAUCAAACAGCUUUCUGAUCCUGACACAUCCUUGAAGGAUGAGGUUUCACCAAGAAGAAAUGAUUUCAUUUCUGUACCAAGUAUUCAGCCUUUGGACCCUAUAUCAGAUUCAGAUAGUGAAAACUCUUUCCAGGAUUCCAAACUAGAAAGCCAGAAAGACCUGGAGGAGGAAGAGGAUGAGGAAGUAAGGAGAUACAUAAUGGAGAAAAUUAUACAAGCUAACAAACUUCUACAGAAUCAAGAACCUGUGAACUAUAAAAGGGAGAGGAAACUUAAGUUUAAGGACAAAUUAGUUGAUUUGGAAGUUCCUCCACUAGAAGACAAUGAUAUGUACAAAACUUAUUUUGAAAAUGAAAAUACGUGUGGAAAACUCUCACAGUUGUAUAUUUCCAAUGAGUUAGGGUCAGAAAGUGUGCUGCUGUCACUUACUGAUGGAAGCUGUGACGAGAGCAAAGAUAGGAAGAUACUGGUAGAGAGAGAUGGGAAGUUCGAACUUCUGAAUUUACAAGACAUAGAGAGUCAGGGGUUUUUGCCCCCCAUUAAUAAUAUCAAUAGUACAGAAAAUGAACCUCCUCCGCAGUUGUUACUCAGAUCUCCCAAUUCCUCUGUCAAUAGUGUCAAGAAAGAAGAGCCUGCAGUAAAGAUUCAUGCUGUCACUCACUCAGCAGGAGAGCCAUUGGCUUAUGUCCCUCAGCCACCACCCAACCCCAAGACUUGUCCAAGCUUUGCCUCCAACUCAGACAGAAGUAAAGGAAAUGGAAAAUCUCACCACCGGACACAAUCUGCAAAUACAUCUUCAGUGACCUCAACAUACUGUCUUUCCCCUCGACAGAAAGAACUCCAAAGACAGCUAGAACAAAAGAGAGAAAAGCUAAAGAAAGAGGAAGAACAGCGGAAAAUAGAAGAAGAGAAAGAAAAGAGAAAAGAGAAUGACAUGGUAUUUAAAGCAUGGUUGCAAAAGAAAAGAGAGCAGGUUCUAGAAAUGAGGAGAAUUCAACGAGCAAAGCAAAUUGAAGAUAUGAACAGUAGAUGUUUUCCACAUGGCAGCCAGAAUGAUCCUUCUAAAAUGUGGAAGAUUGUCAUGGAUGCUCAGAAAUCGCUAAUGGCUUCUCAUCUCAAAAUAAAAUCCAGAGUUCCUACCAUGCCCUGCAAGCAGGAAAGCAGAGAUCCACAAGAAGCUUUUCGAUUGUGGCUUAAGAAAAAACAUGAAGAGCAGGUGAAAGAAAGGAAGACAGAAGAACUAAGAAAACAAGAGGAAUGCUUAUUCUUCCUUAAAGGAACAGAAGGCCGUGAAAGAGCUUUUAAACAAUGGCUAAGAAGGAAACGCAUAGAAAAAAUAGCAGAGCAAGAAACUAUGAAGGAGAGAACUAGACAGCUCCGACUAGAAGCAAGACGUUCUAAACAGCUACAGAACCACCUGUAUAACAUGCCAGAUGCCAAAACUUUUCGGUUUACAGAUCCUUACAGCUGAAGGUAUAUUAAAUACUUCAUUUGGCAGCAGCUGUCAUCAAAAUUUUGGAGAUAAUUUUUAUGGCUCUUGUGUUUUGGUAAUACUCUAAAUUAUGGAAAAAGUAUUUAUCUUUUGGUGAUAUUGACAAUAAAUAUAUGUUUUUGUAACAUUAAAACAAAAUAAACUUAUCUUACAGUGUUGGAA
Sciurus carolinensis (gray squirrel) is the source of this 2111-nucleotide messenger RNA. It is a transcript of the gene Ccdc181, whose product is annotated as coiled-coil domain containing 181. Gene Ontology annotation, molecular function: microtubule binding. The transcript is spliced from 8 exons. Bases 276 to 1928 code for a protein of 550 amino acids. The record is from RefSeq and is a predicted model, not a curated record. Lineage: Eukaryota; Metazoa; Chordata; Mammalia; Rodentia; Sciuridae.